Messenger RNA from Clarias gariepinus (North African catfish), 951 nucleotides. RefSeq names its product olfactory receptor 2AT4-like. Gene Ontology annotation, molecular function: olfactory receptor activity; G protein-coupled receptor activity. NCBI's taxonomy places the organism in Eukaryota, Metazoa, Chordata, Actinopteri, Siluriformes, Clariidae. The coding region runs from base 1 to 951 and encodes 316 amino acids. Gene Ontology annotation, biological process: G protein-coupled receptor signaling pathway. The record is from RefSeq and is a predicted model, not a curated record. Gene Ontology annotation, cellular component: membrane. The transcript has a single exon.
AUGUCUCGUGAAAACAUAACAUUUGUAAAGGACUUUUUCAUUGUUGGUUUUCCUGGACUUCAUCCUAACUACUAUGCCCUUUUAUCUGCAGUUAUGUUCUUUGUCUAUUUGUGCAUAUUGAUAGGGAAUGGCAUUUUUCUUCUUUUGUUUGCAACACACAAGUGUCUUCACAAAUCCAUGUAUUUCAUUUAUUUAAGUCUUGUAUUGUCUGAUGUGUUGUUCAGUACAUGCACCUUACCAAAAAUUAUAGCUAGAUAUUGGUUUCAAGAUGGGACCAUUUCUUUCACAGCUUGUUUUUUCCAGAUGUACUUAGUGCAUUAUUUUGGUGUUGUCAAUUCAUACACACUAGCCAUAAUGGCCAUAGAUCGAUAUAUUGCAGUCUGCUUACCUUUUCAUUAUCAUGCUUUCAUGUCAAACAGGAAUAUAUUAAUCCUGACCAUAGUAGUCUGGGUUUUUGCUCAUGCUAGCUGUAUAAUGAUGGUUGUUCGGGCUUCCACCCUUCCUUACUGUGAAGCUAACACCAUUUUACACUGUUACUGUGACCAUGUAUCUAUUACCCGACUUGCAUGCACUAACAGGAUGCUUUAUAGUUUUCCAGCUUUUGUUUAUGCCAUGGUAGUAUUACUAGGAUCUCUUGCCAUUAUUCUUAUCUCAUACUCCUUUAUUAUUUUAGCUGUAUUUCAAAUAUCAACUGCACAUGGAAGGCUAAAAACCUUUUCCACAUGUAGUUCUCAACUUAUUAUUAUUGCACUCUUUUUUCUACCUAGAUGUUUUAAUUACUUGGCUGCAAAUAUAGGUAUAAUUUUUAAUGCUGAUUUGCAAAUAGCCAUCAUUAUGCUGUAUAGUCUGCUACCUCCAAUUAUAAACCCUUUACUAUACAGUCUAAAAACAGAAGAAGUUAAGAAAAUUUUGAUAAGAAUGAUUAAAAAAGGGAAAGUUGACAUGACCUAA